CUUGAAGUAUAUUUGGCCGUUGAGCGUAGUGUGAUGAACAGGAGCGAUAUUAUUGAAUAAAAUACACUUUGAAUCGAGAAAACAAAGUUUUUUUUUCAAUUUCACUAAAAAUAGUAACGACGAUUUGGUUUGUUGUCUGUCCUGCACAUUUGACAAAAAAGAAAAGUCAAGCAAUUUACAAAGAAAACAAAAUGAUAGAUAUACGUAAACAAUUGCCAAAUCUUUCUCACUCUCUCUCUCUUUCUCCGCGUUGUGGUGGUAUGGCGACGAUUUUUGACAACAACUGUCAGAAUCACAGCGCAUCGCUAAUGUGAACACAACGUUAGCUGAGUCGCAUCGAACGUCACUACGCUAGUGUAUAGCGAAAUAUCAGGCCUCGAUGUACAUCUGCCAUUUUUCUUUGUAAAUAUUACAAUAAAAGUAACUUAAUCUGAAUUAGGUUCCCAUUUUUAAAGUGAAUUGAAAGGUGAACGACGCAAUAUAUACCGUUUCGAAAAUGGGUGGCAAGACGAAGCAUCAACAGCGUACGAAAAAUAAUACAAAGCCAUCGAGCAGUGGCCGAUCAGCUGAAUUGUUAGCAUCAUCGACCAUACCAACGACCGUUGGCUUUGCAAAUGUGACACAGUUUGGAUUUUUGCCCACAAUGUUACAAGAUUUUACGAACGCAACAGACAGUGGAAAUGGCAUCGAGGACAUGGACUCAUCAUUGGAUACAAAUUAUCAGCUAGUGUUUCGGAAAAUGACCAAAAAAGAUCCAGUUACCAAGGUUAAAGCGCUGCAGGAGUUCAGUGAACUGAUUCUGAAGACCGAACCGAAUAUCAUCAGAACGAUUUUACCAUUUUGGCCACGAUUGUACAACAACCUAUCGACCGAUGUUGAGCAUCGCGUACGUGAGGCAGCCCAACAAGCACAAGCCGCAUUAAUGACACAGGCGGGCAAAAAUAUUGCACCAUAUUUGAAGCAAAUUGCACCCGCUUGGAUCACCAGCCAAUAUGAUACAUAUGCACCAGCUGCAAGUAUUGCAACACAAUGUUUUCAAAAAUCCUUCCCCGCCCAUAAGCUGCAAGAUGUGUUCAAUUUUUGCCAAAAUGAAAUACUCGACUACAUCACCAAGAAUUUAACCAUUUACACAGCGACAUCGUUGUCGAAUCCACAAUCGAAUACGCCCGAAGAAUGUGAAGCAAAGUAUCAGCGUGUAUUGAUUUGUAGUUUGAAGGGAUAUGCUUUGUAUUUAUCGAAAAUUUCGGCCGAAGAUAUGAAAGAGGCUUCCAAUAAAAAUACGGCUUUAAUUGAGAAUCAAAAGUUUUGGUCUUACCAAAAACACAAGAAUCCCGCCAUUCGAGCCGCCUGGUUCGAAACGGUCAGUGUAUUGCUGCAAUCAAGUGUGGACUUGACCAAAUUCGAAAAGCAAUUGGCGGUAGCUGCCUUACAAAGUAUCGAUGAGACUGAAACAGUUGUGUUGCCACAUAUUUGGACGGCCGUUCUAUUAGUUAUGCAACGAAUCACCGAAUGGCCUAACUACAUCAAUCUAGAAAAAGCGUUGUUGCCAAAACUGUGGAAGAUAUUGAAGAGUGGCGGUGCUGGAAGUGCUGAAACGAUUUAUCCGCACUUUUUGCCAUUGUUAUCGAAAUUGAAUCGUGAUAUUCUUGGCGAAAAGGUAUUUACGUUCUACGGCAAUUUCUUUGAGUAUCUCAAUGUGGGACUGCGCGCACGUUUGGCCUAUCAAGCAAACAGUCGAUCGGACAUAACGGCCAUAUCGAAUGCAUACUAUGAAUGCCUACAGUACAUUGUGAUUCAAGUUCAAGGCUUUCCAUCCGAAGCGUUUGACGAUGGCACCGACGCCAGUCAAUUCAGUUUGAAUUUAUUGCAAGAGCAUGUGAUCAACGUUAUCAGUUACCUAUUGGUGAAUGCUGCAUCCAAUAAUGGAAAAUACGUUUUGAUACGUAUGGUGGAGUUGAUUCAAUUUUGGAAUCAGACCAGAGACACAAAUCAAAUUUAUAGCCCUUUGUUGACACGAUUUUGGGGUGAACUCUAUUCAACAAUUGAAAAUUCAUUCGGCAAAACCGACGAAGAUCAAUAUCUUCGGCAAAAGCUUGAGUUAAUCCACGAUUUGGUGCAAUCAUUGCGAUCAAAAUCAGGCAAUGCGAAUAAAACGAAAUCUUCCAAAGUUAAAUUCGAAAUCGAUCCGGAAGCCGAGACCAACGAUCACGUUGAUGGCAUUGCAAAAAAAGACACAACUCAAGCGACCACAUUUUUCAAAGACGAAAUUAACGAAUUAAUUGUAAAAUUGUCUAAAUUUUAUAUAAAAAAGACAUCGGAUAGUGUUAGCGAUCAGUUUGUACGACCGUUGGAGAAUCUUUUCGCUGAAUUUGGUAGCACCACCACAUUCUUCGAACAACUUUGUGGCUCAACAGCGAAUAUACCGAAAUUGUAUGAUAAAUUCGCCAGUUGGUUACUGCUCAAGGAAAUUCGUUCGGAAAGCGUGCUUGAUAUUACUUUAAAGUUGUACCCACAUUUGGAUGUAAACGAAAAAUCCAAGCUAUUGAAUAAAUUGGUGAAAUUCCCGAAUGAAAGUGUCAAAAAUUGGACACUAUCACGAUUAUUGGGCCACCCAUUAUGCACUGAACCGGAAGUGCUGCGAAUGCUAUCGCAACCGAUUGUAACCGCGCAGGUCAUCAAGAACGCUCAAGAACUGACCACCGGCCAUGCCACCGAGGCCAUCAAUUUGAUGCACAAGUGCUUUUUCCAAACGGAAAGUGGUGAUAUUUUGAUUGACAACAAAACCUGCGAAAGCAUCAUUGAAAUUCUAUGCAACGCAUUGGCCGAUAAGAAUGUGAGCGAUAAUGUUCUGGAUACAUGCGUUAGUUUUCUGUCACAAGUGAUGCCGGUCAUUUGUGGUGACGAGCAAAAGGGAAAAAUUCGCGAUAUUAUGUUUGUGAAACUAUUUGGAUUGUGCGUUGACAAGGGUCGCCUGGCCAUGCUAAAUGAAGACACACUGUGGGAGGCGGUUACAUCAUGGCAAGACGCACUCUCGAGCAAUGACAUUGAACUGACGGACGAAUUACUCGAGACGUGUGCUGGAAUAAUCAAGGAUAGCUUGGAAGCCGCUAUACAAGAUCAAACCAUUACAAUCAAUCAUAUUGAAUCGAUUUCAGAGAUAUUAUCAAAGUUGAUUUUGUGCUCGGUGGAACGUUUCGAUGAUGAUGACGAGCAAAAAUAUCAAAAUGCCGAUAAAAUCAUUGAAUGUGUGUUCUCCAAGAUCAAUGCUCAGUACAAUGAGUAUUUGAAUGGCUGCCUACAGGCGUGUACAUUUAUCGAAUUGUUAAACGGCCACAUGACUGCAGUGUCAACCAUUUUGCCGCACUUGAACAACGAUUUGGGUGUACUUGAUGUGUAUAAAAAUGCCAACGCUUUGCUUAAACUCGCCACAUUCAAAUUCAGAGCGGUUUUCAAGAUCACGUGCACUGUUCCCAAGAGCCGCAAAAACAGCGAAAGCGAAAAUGAAGAUGACGAAAUCGAUACGGAAAAGCCCUUAGAUGAAGAACAUACCGAAGACUUUUUCGAUUUGAAUGAAUCAUUGAUGAAAAAAUGGUCCAGUAAAAUUUAUGACGAAAUUCAUGGAGCCAUUUACUUGGGUGGAUUAUUUAACAGUUUUCUGGAGAAUUUCAAUUUGUCAUCGACAUUUGAAGAGUUUAUUCUACACUUCCAAGAAACGAUUCGACUGUUUUUGACUCACAUUUCGGAGGAGAAUGUUGACAUUAUUGUAAAACACUGGAUCAAUGCCGAACGACUCGACGAUCCAUUUUCAGUGAACAGCACUUUACUGCUUCAAGAGAUUGGACCAUACAAGGAUCAAGAGAAUUGCCUCGCCUUACUUCACAAUGAUCUUACCAAAGUUUGCAAUGGAACGGAAAACUUACAGCAAUACAUCAAUGUGUUGUUAGCGUACACACAGAAAUUGUCACCUCGACAAUUGUCGAUGAGUGCGAAUAUAUUCGGUAGUUCAGUUGAACCGCAUCAAAGAGCCAUUGGUCUGCGAUGUCUCUUGAAGAAUUACUUUACGACGAAUAAUAACGAAAUGGGCGAUCAGCAAAUCGUUAACGAAUGCCUAAAUCUUGUUGAAGAACUUUACGUACAAUCGAAAACUAAUAAGGAAUUUUUGCUUUAUAAUGAAAACAUUUCGACAAUUGACACUGAAAAAAUCCUUCAAAUCACCGAGUUCGUUCGAUUUCUAACCGAUGUGAUUCAAACAUUCCCUGGAAACAUCACAGAGAAAGGCUGGGAUUUUAUUCGAAUCGCUAUCAGCUCAUGGGUUUUAACAUUAUCGAAGAGCAGUGACAGUUGGAAGAAUCCAAAGAUCGCCGUAUUCACAUCAGCAAUUUACAAAAUGUUUGAAGUUUUUUAUGAAUUUAUCGCCGAAGAACGUAUCAAGAGUUCCACAAGAACUGUGGCCCAAGUGAUUGAUGAAUGGGAGCACGUUUUUGCCAAAGAUGUAAAUCUGAUUUUAUUGAAAUGCUUCAUGAGAUUCAUUCAAGCAAAUGCACCGGCCAGCGACAAUCGUCAGGAGUAUUUCUUGAAAAUGUUGAGCCAUUCAAUAAAUCAAGUGGACUUUAAACACGUUGAGGUGGCCCAUAAAAUCGAUUCAAAGACCAGUAUCGAUGACCUGAUACAAUUUGCUUUGAUCAAUUUAUCACACGAAUACCACACGGUUCGAGUGACAUGCGCCAAAAUCAUCGAAAGAAUAUCAAAAUAUCUUAUUCAGACGGAUACCGAGCAGCUAAGCAAACGGCAAGAUAAACAAACUCUCGACGAUUCAACCGAUUCUGUGGAAUGGCAUUUUCUACAAAAGUUCCACAGUGUAUUGGCCAAUCAAAAUGAGUGGACGCAACAAUUCAUCGAGGAAUUUAACUUCAAAUCCACCGAAUUGGACGAUUUCAGUGAAAUUCCGCCGGAAAAGUCGACACCAUUCCUGUUGCUUUGGCACUGUGUCCUCACCAUCUGUGAUGCUGCACCAUCUGAACUACGAUCCACAUACGCUGCUUAUUUGGUGGAAGAGAAAUUCGAUCAAACAUUUUUGGAAAUGCUCUUCCGAAUGAUGCCAGCCGAAGUGUUGCGCAGCCAAGAGGUCAAAGCCGCUGGAUCAGCUUAUUUUGCGCCAAUCACUUGGCAGCAAAUUGUCAACGAUGAAAUUACACCCAAACGGUACGCAUGCUAUCUGUACACAUUGGCACUGAAAUAUUUGCCGGCAGUGGUUCGUCAUUGGUGGACUAAUUCACAUCCUCGUCAAAAGUCACUGGUCGACAAAAUUACCACUGCAUUCGUUUCAACACAACUGUGCAACGAUGAAUUGCGUGCAUUGUUGGAUAAAAAGGAGAAACAAAAUGAUUCAUUUCAAAUUGCUGUGCACACAUCAACACGCGAAGUGCAUGCAACAUAUGUCAUCGAUGAGGCUCGCAUGGAAUUAGUUAUUCAGUUGCCUUUGAAUUUCCCACUUGGCGUUGUAAAAGUCAAUUGCGGUCAACAAAUCGGCGAUAAACUCCAGUCUCGAGUGGUUGUCAUGCAAUUGUCUAUCUUUUUAACACAUCAAAACGGUUCCAUUUGGGAUGGUCUAUCGUUGUGGAAGAGAAAUCUUGAUCGGAAAUUUGAUGGUGUAGAGGAAUGUUACGUUUGCUACAGUGUUAUUCAUCAAGAGACUUGCCAAUUGCCGAAACUCACAUGCAAAACGUGUAAAAAGAAAUUUCACGGCCAAUGUUUGUACAAGUGGUUCAACACAAGCAAUAAAUCAACAUGCCCGAUAUGUCGGAAUAUGUUUUAAGUUAUUUGUAGAUAACAUAAAAAUUGUAUUGAAUGCGCACAAAGCUCAGGUACCGUUCAAAAUUAAUGAAAUGAAAAAAGGAAAAGUCAAUAACAUUGCAGAUAAAUAAAAGCAAAAUUAAUUUCGUAUCGACUUGAAGCAGUGUAAAUAAAUCAAAUGAUAGUAAUAAAAGGAUUUUGCUGAAUUAAGAAAAAA
Sitodiplosis mosellana (orange wheat blossom midge) is the source of this 6010-nucleotide messenger RNA. It is a transcript of the gene Ltn1, whose product is annotated as E3 ubiquitin-protein ligase listerin. The record is from RefSeq and is a predicted model, not a curated record. The transcript has 10 exons. The coding region runs from base 497 to 5815 and encodes 1772 amino acids. Gene Ontology annotation, cellular component: cytosol; RQC complex. Gene Ontology annotation, molecular function: ribosomal large subunit binding; ubiquitin protein ligase activity. Gene Ontology annotation, biological process: ribosome-associated ubiquitin-dependent protein catabolic process; rescue of stalled cytosolic ribosome. NCBI's taxonomy places the organism in Eukaryota, Metazoa, Arthropoda, Insecta, Diptera, Cecidomyiidae.